Varroa destructor (honeybee mite) is the source of this 2169-nucleotide messenger RNA. Its product is annotated as asparagine synthetase domain-containing protein 1. The record is from RefSeq and is a predicted model, not a curated record. NCBI's taxonomy places the organism in Eukaryota, Metazoa, Arthropoda, Arachnida, Mesostigmata, Varroidae. Gene Ontology annotation, molecular function: asparagine synthase (glutamine-hydrolyzing) activity.
AAUAAAAACAAAUUUUUUGUAUCAGAAUCUCAUGAAGUAUGAUAUGUGAUAGAUAAUUUCCCACUUGCAUCAUCGACUGCUUCGUUUCGCACAGCUAAUACGAUGUGCGGCCUCGGGCUAAGCUUGUGUUUGGGCAAGUGCUGCCAGUUCUCUUCGGCUAGUUGCGUUCGUCAAGAACUCGAUGAGCGUACACUCAAUCUACUCUGCCGUCGCGGGCCUGAUCACUUUGAGAGAAUCUCAUUUGAGAUGCCAGUAGAUGCGGGACGCAUAGUCAGCUUUAAUCUCUGGGCGGCAGUGUUGAGUUUACGCGGCGAUAGUAUCUGUCCACAGCCCGCUAGAGGGUCCAAUGGACUCUUAUGCUUUAACGGGGAAAUAUACAAUGGGUUGAAUAUUGCACCUGGUAUGUCCGACACUGCAGCAUUGCUUGAAUCGUUAUCGUCGACUUCCUCACCGAGUGCAGUGGCUGCACUCAUCUCUUCACUUAGAGGACCCUGGGCUUUUGUGUACAUUUGCCAAAAAUCAAAAAAAAUCUAUAUUGGUAGAGAUAUUUUUGGUAGAAAAUGCCUUCUCAUUCGAGAAACACCCUGUGGCUUCCAACUUACGUCUGUGGCUUAUAAUCAUGAUUCGGAAAAUGAAAAUAAAUGGGAGGAAAUACCAGCGCAAGGUGUAUACGUGUAUGAUCUGCUUGAAUCUUCUUGGGCUCUUAUACGAUGGAACAGAGCACCGUCUGGAAGUACAGAUCACAACUUUGCUCCGUGUAAAGCUUUGCAACAUGUUGCUCUAGCCAAGCAACGACUCACUUGUCCGAUCACGGCGGCGCUAAGACGUGAGCUGCCGAAACACUCCUCAGAGGGAGACGGAGUUACGGAUUAUGGCACGUUAUUGGAGAUUUAUGCAGAUAAGGUUAUGGCGUUUGAGGAAGUACUCACUAAGGCAGUAAUCCGGCGAGUGGACAAUAUCCCGCAGCGAUAUGCGGGUAUUCCAAUAGGAAUUUUGUUCUCCGGAGGAAUCGAUAGCACACUGAUUGCGGCCAUCGCCAUGAAAUCCUAUCCAGACCUCACCUUUGACUUGAUUAAUGUUGCCUUUGAGCACGAAGAUUCACAAAGACAUCUCAGCUUCGACACGCCAGAUCGCUGUACGAGUAUAGAGGCUUUCAAGGAACUAGAAAGCCUUCCUUGUAUUGAUACUUCAAAGGCUCGGUUAAUCUGCGUUGAUGUUCCUUAUGAUGAGCUUCAGUGUUCUCGAGCAAAGUCGCACGUGCCUAGGCUAGUGCAUCCCAUGACUACCGUCCUAGAUGAUUCGCUGGGAUUCGCGCUCUGGUUUGCCGCUCGAGGUCGCGGACGUGAGUAUAGAACUGCGCAACCGUACGAAAGCAAAGCGCGAGUGUUAUUGCUGGGCAUGGGUGCCGAUGAACAACUAGGAGGAUACAGUAGGCACGCUGCAAGUUUUAAGGGUUCCUCGUGGUCAUCUUUGGGAGACUGCAUCGCCUUGGAUAUUGAUCGCAUUUCGUGGCGUAAUCUGGGCCGGGAUGAUCGUAUAGUCGCGGAUUUGGGCAGGGAAAGUCGAACACCAUUCCUCGACGAAGAUCUUGUUUCGUUCCUGAACGAUCUGCCUCUGGACCUCAAGAUGCGAUUGGAUCUACCAAGGGGUGUGGGUGACAAGUUAAUUUUGAGACUUCUAGCUUACAAAAUGUGCCUCAAGGAAACUGCACGUCGCACCAAGAGGGCAUUACAGUUUGGUUCAAGAAUCGCCCACGCUGACCCUAAAAAAAGCAGAGGACAUUAUGUGUGCAAUAGACUCGAAUAGUAGCGCAAUUUACGUAUAUGUAAAUAUCUACUUUUGAGUUAAUAACAUUAAUAAUCCAUUAUUUUUACAAUAUUGGUGAAUAAAGAAAGACUAUAUGGGAACAGAAACAUCGUCAGUCUUUAAAGCAAUCUCAAGUUGAUUGGAAUUUGAAAUUUCUGUUUACUUGUGAAAAUUGAUUUAUGUAGGUUAGUAAUUACUUAAUCUACACAUCGUUUCACUGGUUUAGUUAAGGCUUCCCCUUAUUUCUGAUUGAGGCUACAAUUAAAAAUAGUUAUGUACAUAUAGUUUUUUCCUAUACCGUAUUUAUGUUAGUUCUGUUAAAAGGUAUUAUGACUGCAUAAUAUUUUGCUGUGACAUUUAUGA